Centropristis striata (black sea bass) is the source of this 4549-nucleotide messenger RNA. It is a transcript of the gene paqr7b, whose product is annotated as progestin and adipoQ receptor family member VII, b. The transcript has 2 exons. Gene Ontology annotation, molecular function: steroid binding; nuclear steroid receptor activity. Gene Ontology annotation, biological process: response to steroid hormone. The record is from RefSeq and is a predicted model, not a curated record. Lineage: Eukaryota; Metazoa; Chordata; Actinopteri; Perciformes; Serranidae. Gene Ontology annotation, cellular component: plasma membrane. Bases 161 to 1219 code for a protein of 352 amino acids.
UCCCAGCAGCUGCGCGGUGAGAGCCGCCAGGCGCUGCUCCCGUCACGGUCACCAUCUCUCCGUUCACCCUUUCAAACAAUGUUAUCUAUAAUAUUCUCCAAACCAUUCAUCGACUGCUAAACUCAAGGCUUUGGAUUGAUUCUACCAUCUACAGUUUGCCAUGGCGACGGUGGUGAUGGAGCAGAUCGGUCGCCUGUUUAUCAACGCGCAGCAGCUGCGUCAGAUCCCUCAGCUGCUGGAGUCGGCCUUCCCCACGCUGCCUUGCACCGUGAAGCUGUCCGACGUUCCCCGCGUGUUCCGCGAGCGCCACAUCCACUCCGGCUACCGGCAGACGGACCAGAGCUGGCGCUACUACUUCCUCACGCUCUUCCAAAGGCACAACGAGACCCUCAACGUGUGGACCCACCUGCUGGCCGCCCUCAUCAUCCUGGUGAAGUGGCAGGAGAUCUCGGAGACGGUGGACUUUUUGCGAGACCCUCACGCUCAGCCGCUGUUCAUCGUGCUCCUGGCGGCCUUCACCUACCUCUCCUUCAGCGCGCUCGCUCACCUCCUCUCCGCCAAAUCUGAGCUUUCCUACUACAGCUUCUACUUCCUCGACUACGUGGGCGUGGCGGUUUACCAGUACGGCAGCGCCCUGGCGCACUACUACUACGCCAUAGAGAAAGAGUGGCACACUAAAGUGCAAGGGCUCUUUUUACCCGCCGCGGCGUUCCUGGCCUGGCUCACCUGCUUCGGAUGCUGCUACGGCAAAUACGCGAGCCCCGAGCUGCCGAAAUGGGCCAUCAAGCUGUGCCAGGUGGUGCCCUCGGCCUUGGCUUACUGUUUAGACAUAAGCCCUGUGGUCCACCGCAUCUACAGCUGCUACCGGGAGGGCUGCGACGACCCAGUUGUGACGUACCAUUUCUACCACGUGGUCUUUUUCCUCAUCAGCGCCUAUUUCUUUUGCUGCCCCCACCCGGAGAGCUUCUUCCCAGGGAAGUGUGACUUCAUCGGGCAGGGCCACCAGAUCUUUCACAUAUUCGUGGUGGUGUGCACCCUGAUGCAGAUCGAAGCGCUGAAAACAGACUUCACAGAGCGCCGUCCCUUCUACGAGCGUCUCCACGGCGACCUGGCGCACGACGCCGUGGCGCUCUUCAUCUUCACCGCCUGCUGCAGCGCCCUCACGGCUUUUUAUGUGCGCAAUCGUGUCCGUUCCUCCCUGCAGGAGAAGACGGAGUAGGAAAGAUGAAAUUGAGAAAGAAAAAAAAAGUUAACUUAUUUUACUCUGUAGUGGGGGUGUCAUUUUUCACCCAAAACGUUAUUUGAUUUUAACGUUUUAAUCGAUUGAUUUAAACUUUCUCUUUCACCGUUGAAGGCUAAACCAUCUAUUGCAGGGGUGUCAAACUCAAAUACACAAUGGGCCAAAAUUUAAAACUUGAAUAAAACCGCGGGCCAACAUUGAACAAAUAAACCUUUUAAUAUAUACCAAACAUGUUUUGCUUUAACAUUAAAUAUGGAACCAGCAACGCUUAUAAACAUACAAUAUAUAACUAAAUAGUGCAGACAUGCAAAAUCAAAUUUCAAAUAAAAAACACAUCAAUGUCAUUAAUUUACAAUAAUAAUAUAAUAAUUUGGUAUUGCCUCGCGGGCCAAAUAAAAUUACACUGCGGGCCAAAUUUGGCCCGCGGGCCGGAGUUUGACACCCCUGAUCUAUUGAGUCUUGAUUCAUCAUCUGACAACCAUCAUUUACAUUUCCGUUAACGCUUUCUAUGACACGUAUGUCUAUAAUGCAUUACAAACAUACUUAUAAUACAUCAUAAGCAGCUUAUAACACUUAAUAAUGAUGGUUUUUAAGAAGGGCUGGGCGAUCAAUAAGUCAUAUCCCAAUAUAUUUAGGCUGUAUAUCGAUAUAAGAUAUAUAUCCCGAUUUUUUUUUUUUAAUCGCAAAUGUUCAGCCAAAGUCAAAGCCAAAUAUGACAAGUAGUUUUAUUCAAAACGUUUAUUUAAGUGAGCAUAAAUACUGUAUAACAGGAGUUCCUUUAAAAAAAAUCAAAGCUCCAUAAAGUGCGCAUUUAAAUAAAAACAUUUCUUAAAUAAAAAUAGCCUAUGAAAUAAAAUAGGCCAAUCUUUUUCUGAAAUAAAUAUAUUUAUAUGAGAAAAGAGAACCAAAUAUGGCAAACCCUAGUAAGGGCAGCAUUUUUAUAUAUAAAGAAAUACAUUUUUUUAACCAUAUUGUAUAUGCAAUAUGGUCUAAUUCCAUAUCAUAUUAAAAAAAAUCAAUAUUUUUUUUAUAUCGAUAUAUAUCGCCCAGCCCUAGUUAUAGGCUUAUUACACCAUAGUAUAAAUAAUUUUAUAAUGACUUAUAUGGUGAAGGAUUAUAAUGCUUUAUAACUGCUGGUCACUUACAGACAUUUUUCUGAAAGCCUUUGUUAUAAAACAUAUAUUAUAUUGGCAUUAUAAUCACUGUUUUAAUGCAUUAUCAUGUUCUAAGGGUAAUUCUAACCCUAAUAAUGCUCUAAAGUCUGUUUAUAAUGCUUCAUAAUGUGAUAUUAUUAUUGUUAUAAUGCAUUAUAAAUAUAUCUGAGCUUAUAAUUUCUAUUAUAUAUUGCUAUAAGCAGAUUAUAAUGCAUUAAAAGUAUGUUUAUAAUGUAAUAUAGACAUGGGUCUCAUUGAAAGUUUUACCACAUUUUCAAAUUAUUCUUUUCAAAGAUAAGCUACACAGUGUUAUUUUGCCAUAUUAAUUGUUUUUUGUAUGAACCUAACUAAUCACACAUCCUCUUUUGGAUUUUCAUAAUUAAAAUUUUGUUUUUUUUAAUUUAUAAUUGAAAUUGUGACACCCCUACUCUGCAGUGACCAUUUAUUAAAAUACUUAAAAUGUUUUUGUCAAUGAAGGUUAUCAGUUUGUGAUAGUGACUUAUUUCUUCUCUGUGUGAUCUGCCAAACUACAGAAAGCUAAAAAAAAAAAAAAAAAGAAGUGAUUAAGGGUGUGUUUUUGUGACUUACAAUGAAGAAAAGGGAAUCUUACCGUUUGUUUGUAGUAUUUAAACACUGCAAAGACUUCUCAGUCUGUUUUUAGUCUAACAGAAUGUGGUUUUACUUCACUUCCGGACACAAAUUCACAUUUUCUGUCAAGGUGAGCAGAAAACUAGUUUCUUAAUUAAGAUGCCUUUUACCAAAUUAUAUUUCAUAAAGAAUCUGACUGACUGACUCAAAUUGUAGCAUUUCAAAUCAUGCGAGCAUUUUUUUUUUUUUUUUUUACAAUUUACAGUCCCAUAACACUUUGUAUAUUUCAGUCACAUACCAAUUCCAAUCCAAUAUAAAUUGCUGGUCCUAAUAUUCAUAAUUUCUUUUGAUUCUGCUCCUCUCUUUCGGGAUCAAAGCAGGGAUUAGUUUUUUUUUUAAUUUAUCAAGGCGCUGACACUGUGCCACACUAAUGUCUGAACAUAUUCUGGGAAAGUCAAGAACCCAAUUUGAAAACCAAAUAUUGUACCUCUUAUUAAAAAGACAAGAUUUUCUUUCUUUUGGGUGAUAACAUUCUGUUGAAAAUGAGGCUGGCACUCAGUAUUGGUUAAGAGAUGGAUGGAAGAUAACUGAUGUCUCUUUGUUGUUGUGACAAUGUUUAAUCUUUUUUAUUCAAAGGGCUGGAACUUCAGCUUUUGCCUUUUCACAUUUUCCCAUGAUGUCAAAGCUUUUGCGCUCAUUGUUUUCGUUGUCGGUUGAUCAGAUUUGAGUCACAAAAGCCGCGUCUGACUGUUGUUCUGCUUUUGGUAUGUUUUCUUUUUGUAUGAUGAAUAUGUACGUGCCUCUAUGCAUGUCUUUUGGUAUAUACUGUGGAUAUAUUAAGUGUGUGAAUGUCUAUGAAAGCUUAGCCUUGCACUUCUUUCCUACCCUGUAAAUAAGCUGUAUUUCUCUCCCAAAGUCAUUUGCGCCUCAUUUUCUCUCCACCUAAUAGCAUUCAGACCUGAAUGCAUCUUCUCUCUGGUGAAAUUCAGCGCAUUCCUGUUUUGAUGCAUCUGUUUUGUGUUCAGUGUCCUGCUGCCUAUCAGACUUUAAAUGCUUAUGAAUUCAUCAUUUCACUGUUCCACACAAGAGUCCCAAUCCCCAUUUUUCCCCUCUCUUAGUUUGAUGACUUCCAUUAUAGAAAAUAUCCGGCAGACACUGCUCACUGAUAAUGUUGCUUAGAUUUUUUACCUCAUGAAAUCUUUUAAAUGUCAGAAAUGAUCAAUAUUCAUUAUAGCACUCUGUUCAUGAUGGUGUUUAAUGUGCCAAUGAAUCUGUUAUUGCUUCAGUGAUGGUACUACUGAGAGAAUUCAGAGACAGACUGUCAGAUUUAAAUGAUGUCUUGACCUGACUGCGAACACGUUGCCGGGCAGAAUAAACCUUCUAACUGUUCACUUUGGCAUUACUGACCUGGUCUCAUCAUGCACUGCCUGAAAUCAACACUGUAUAUACUGUAGCUGACAACACUGGCUAUGUUUACAUGCAUGGAGGUAUCUGCUGUGAAUCUGGUUAUUCCGGUUUUGUGUUGAAUCUUGGAAGUGUCAUAACUCCAAGUAACCUGGAGGAGCAA